Rana temporaria (common frog) is the source of this 1151-nucleotide messenger RNA. It is a transcript of the gene NUDT6, whose product is annotated as nudix hydrolase 6. The transcript is spliced from 5 exons. The record is from RefSeq and is a predicted model, not a curated record. Gene Ontology annotation, molecular function: NADH pyrophosphatase activity; NAD binding; ADP-ribose diphosphatase activity. NCBI's taxonomy places the organism in Eukaryota, Metazoa, Chordata, Amphibia, Anura, Ranidae. Bases 96 to 992 code for a protein of 298 amino acids.
GGUCACAUGACUAGGAUCCCCGGGUUGUACAAUUCUACUUCCAGAGGGAGGUCACAUGACUUGUGAGGUCACUAUAGUUGUGUAAGGAGGUUAGCAUGCUGCGGUGCGGAGCGCUGUGGGUUCUCGGUACCGUGUGUCGGUACGCCAGUAGAGUGCCCGCUCGUGCUGUCAGCACUGAGCCCUGGCCGCGGGGAACGGUGGACAGAUUCGGGGGUGUCAGUGUCCGGCUGCUCCCCACACAGCAGCGAGACGAGGCUUCGUUCAGGAGCUGGCUACGGGAUGCUGUUCAGAGAUGGAAGGAAGAAGGCAGGAUUGCAGUAUGGCUGCACAUUCCAAUCACUUUAAGUGGACUGAUAACCUACGCUGCCUUGGAAGGGUUUCAGUUCCAUCAUGCAGAAAACGACACAUCUACAUUGACUAUUUGGUUAAAAGAAGGUCCAAACCGGCUCCCUGGGUAUGCCACGCACCAAGUGGGUGUUGCAGGCGCUGUUUUAGAUGAGGAUACUGGGAAAGUGCUUGUUGUACAGGACAAAAACAAGACUCUAAAUGCAUGGAAAUUUCCAGGGGGGUUAUCUGAUCCAGGAGAAGAUAUUGGAGUCACAGCAGUUCGAGAAGUUCUUGAAGAGACUGGCAUUAAGUCAGAGUUUAAAUCUCUCCUGAGCAUAAGACAGCAGCAUAAUCACCCAGGGGCCUUUGGAAAGUCGGAUAUGUACAUCAUAUGUCGUUUGAAGCCAUUAUCUUACAGCAUUAACUUCUGCCCUCAUGAGUGUCUGAGGUGUGAAUGGAUGAACCUGAAGGAGCUUGCCUACUCAAGUCAUACUACACCCAUCACCAGUAGAAUUGCUAAGCUUUUACUAUAUGGCUAUAAGGAAGGCUUUCACAAUAUUGACCUAACUGUGAGGACUCUCCCAGCCGUUUACUCAGGUUUAUUCUAUUCUCUGUACCACAAGGAUUUACCAGAUUCUUAUGAAGUAAAACUUGAUCUCAAGUAAGCUUCACAUUGAAACAGUGUAAAAAAAAAUCCACUCUUUUGAACUCUUUCGGAAUGGAAAAUACCUCAGGACAAUACUUGCAUUGCUACGUACGUAUGUAAUUUUACUUGGAAAUAUAUUAAAACAUGAAUAUACAUUAAAAUAUUUUAAAUUCUUAAA